Molecule: messenger RNA, 1551 nt
Organism: Gastrolobium bilobum
Lineage: Eukaryota; Viridiplantae; Streptophyta; Magnoliopsida; Fabales; Fabaceae
Product: cytokinin dehydrogenase 3-like
Exons: 5
Coding region: 1-1551 (516 amino acids)
Biological process (GO): cytokinin metabolic process
Molecular function (GO): cytokinin dehydrogenase activity; FAD binding
Source: RefSeq, a predicted model, not a curated record
AUGGCGAGGAAUAAUUUUAUGCUUUCUAAAGCCAUGUCUCUGCUAUGCCUAUUGGGCAUGGUGCUCACACAGGCACAACCACAACCUUGGUCACUAUCCCAAGUACCCAAAGAGUUAGCCUCAAAGCUAACCCGUAACCCUCAAACCUUGUCACAAGCCUCAACCGAUUAUGGUCACAUAGUUCAUGAAACCCCAUAUGCUGUUUUUGAACCAUCAUCCGUUAGUGACAUCUCGGAUUUGAUAAAGUUCUCAAACUCUCUGCCAACCCCUUUCCCCAUUGCUGCUAGAGGCCAAGCCCACUCGCUUCAUGGACAAGCCAUGACACGAGAUGGAGUUGUGUUGAAUAUGACUCAGCUUAACGGUUUCAGAAACGGGUCUGGGAUUAUUAUAAUGUCUAGUCAAUUGGGUAAUUAUUAUUAUGCAGAUGUGGGUGGUGAACAAUUAUGGAUUGAUGUGUUGCAUGCAACUCUUCAACGUGGACUCACACCCCUUUCUUGGACUGAUUACUUGUAUUUGACGGUUGGUGGCACGCUCUCUAAUGCUGGAAUCAGUGGACAAGCCUUUCGAUUUGGACCUCAGAUCUCCAAUGUUCUUGAAUUGGAUGUUGUUACAGGGAAAGGAGACCUUGUGACUUGUUCUGCGGAGAACAACUCAGAGGCAUUUUUCGCCGUUCUUGGAGGGUUAGGUCAAUUUGGGGUGAUUACAAGAGCAAGAAUAUCACUAGCACCUGCACCCACCAGGGUGAAGUGGAUCCACCUACUUUACAAUGACUUCUCUGCAUUUUCUAGAGACCAAGAACAUCUAAUCUCAUUUACUACAGCAGAUUAUGUAGAAGGCAUGCUUCUAUUGAAUCAGCCACCACUUGAUCUUUCCUUUUAUCCAGUUCCUGAUCAACCAAGGAUAACAUCUUUGGUCACUCAAUAUGGCAUCACCUACAUCCUAGAGCUAGUCAAAUACUAUGACAAUAAUUCUCAAUCACGCAUUAAUGAGGAUGUUGCCAAUUUGGUCAAAGGGUUAAAGUUUGUUCCUACGUUUAUGUUUGAAAAAGAUGUGUCAUACGAGGAAUUCCUAAACAGAGUUCAUGGAGAGGAACUAGUUCUUAGGUCAAAAGGACUUUGGGAUGUACCUCAUCCUUGGUUAAACCUCUUUGUUCCAAGAUCUCGAAUCUUAGAUUUUAAUGAAGGUGUGUUCAAGGGAAUUAUUCUUAAGCAAAAUAUUACUACAGGAAUUGCUCUAGUCUACCCCAUGAACCGAAACAAGUGGGAUGAUAGUAUGUCAGCAGAUACACCAGAUGAAGAUGUUUUCUACGCUGUAAGUCUUCUGCAUGCUGCAAGUUCGUUUGAUCUGGUGAAGAAAUUUGAAGCUCAAAACCAACAGAUACUAAAGUUUUGUAAAGAUACUGGUAUUAACAUCAAGGAAUAUCUUACUGGCAACAAAACACAUCAAGAAUGGGUAGAGCACUUUGGCCCCAAAUGGAAACUUUUUGAAGAUAGAAAGGAUGAAUUUGAUCCCAAAAGAAUAUUGUCACCUGGACAAGAGAUUUUCCCAUAG